AUGGGACGAACCCCCAUAACCAGGAAUCACCUCCCCAAUCACAUCCUGGUGUAUGAGCCUCCCAUUUCGCUUGAUCUGUUCGUAGAAGUCCGUCACCCAACGCAAAUGGUAUUCAUCGCCCAAGUCGGUGAACAGCUGAUGGAUAAUUCUUGGUCACGCACGUUCUCCGAGUGGUUGAACGGCGAGUACAUACUGGUCACUAUCGAUGGCAGCGACGAGUAUGCCGCCUCUGAACUUCCGGGAGACCCCGAUCCCAGCUUUAUCAACGGCGUACCGCGCGACGGCGACGGCCUUCGCAUCCGUCGCGUAGGAUUGCACGAAAGAUGCUUCGAGGGACUUGGUCGAAGAGGACCUUCGCCUUCGGCGAUGUCGAUCCAGUCAUCGAGGGCCGUCGGCUUUGGCUUCCUGGCACGAGGGGGCGAGGUUUUCGCGGAGGUGGGCGCCGUCGGCGAGGCUGCCGUACCAGAACGACUUUGCUGGAGGGAGCGGGGAGAAUCUUGGGUUCGAACCAGAAGUUGA
Messenger RNA from Aspergillus mulundensis, 519 nucleotides. RefSeq lists its product as uncharacterized. The transcript has a single exon. The record is from RefSeq and is a predicted model, not a curated record. The coding region runs from base 1 to 519 and encodes 172 amino acids. NCBI's taxonomy places the organism in Eukaryota, Fungi, Ascomycota, Eurotiomycetes, Eurotiales, Aspergillaceae.